GAAAACCCAGUUAGUCCAUUUCAGACGACCAAUGCUCGAUGAGCGAUUCUCUUCUGAGCAAUCCCAAUUCAACCAAUAGUUGAAAGUUUUAACCGAAUUUUGACGAUUUAUUAAUUAGGCAAACAUGUUUUUAUCUUGGUAUUGUAUGGUGCUAAUGCUCAUCACAAACGCCCACGCAGCAUUGUUUAAAGUAACCUCGCAGGUAUACAUGGAAAUUUCAAUCGACGGAAAGGAACGUAGCCGCAUGACCAUUGGAUUGUUCGGUGAAGAAGCUCCCAAAACGGUGGAGAAUUUCAGACAAAUUUGCAUCAACGGUAUCGAUGGAAUCUCGUAUAAAGGAAGCCGAAUUCAUCGAGUUAUUCCAAAAUUCAUAGUUCAAGGUGGCGACAUCGUCUCCGGUGACGGCCACGGUUCUAUCAGCAUCUACGGCAAGUACUUCGACGACGAGAAUCUCAACAUCAACCAUACCACUUCGGGAUUCGUGGCGAUGGCAAACCGGGGUCCGAACACCAACGGGUGCCAAUUCUACAUCACAACCCUCCCGGCACCGUGGCUGAACGGGAAACACACCAUCUUCGGUAAGGUGCUGGACGGUCAGGGAAUCGUGCACAAAGUCGAACAGCAGAAAACGGACACCGAUGACUACCCGGUGCCGACAAUUCUCAUCGACGAUUGUGGCGACGAACCGAUGGGGGAACCGUUCGUCAUUUCCGACGAUCCUUACGAUCUUUGGGCAUGGAUCAAGGCAGGAUAUUUCCCCCUAGGAAUGAGCUUUUCGAUUCUGGCAUUUUUCCAGUACAUCAUCCGGAAAUUGGAUGCCUAUUCUUAGGUCACAUUUCUUCGAACGCAUUUGUAACAAAAUACAAAACAAAUAAAAAAUGAAACGUA
Molecule: messenger RNA, 888 nt
Organism: Malaya genurostris
Lineage: Eukaryota; Metazoa; Arthropoda; Insecta; Diptera; Culicidae
Gene: ninaA
Product: peptidyl-prolyl cis-trans isomerase, rhodopsin-specific isozyme
Exons: 4
Coding region: 125-829 (234 amino acids)
Biological process (GO): protein peptidyl-prolyl isomerization
Cellular component (GO): intracellular membrane-bounded organelle
Molecular function (GO): peptidyl-prolyl cis-trans isomerase activity
Source: RefSeq, a predicted model, not a curated record